This is a messenger RNA of Ylistrum balloti, 11070 nucleotides long. Its product is annotated as intermembrane lipid transfer protein VPS13A-like. NCBI's taxonomy places the organism in Eukaryota, Metazoa, Mollusca, Bivalvia, Pectinida, Pectinidae. Gene Ontology annotation, biological process: protein targeting to vacuole; protein retention in Golgi apparatus. The transcript is spliced from 89 exons. The coding region runs from base 1 to 9960 and encodes 3319 amino acids. Gene Ontology annotation, cellular component: extrinsic component of membrane. The record is from RefSeq and is a predicted model, not a curated record.
AUGGUGUUCGAAUCGUUAGUUGUUGAUCUGAUUAACAAAUAUCUCGGAGAUUAUGUUGAAAAUUUGGAUCGAUCACAGCUGAAGCUUGGGAUAUGGGGAGGUGAUGCUGUACUACAGAACCUUGACUUAAAGGAAAGUGCACUGGAUGACCUUGACCUCCCAGUCAAGAUAAAAGCUGGACAUAUAGGAAAACUGACAUUGAAGAUUCCUUGGAAGAACCUGUAUACCGAGCCUGUGAUCGCGUCCAUUGAUGGCAUUUAUGCCCUGGCUGUUCCGAACAUUGCAAUUAGGUAUAAUGCCGAGAAGGAAGAGAAAGCUAAACAGGAGGCGAAACAGAGACGAUUACAGCAAAUUGAAGAGGCUAAACAACUGGAGGCUGAGAAGAACAAACCCAAGGACCCCAAAAAGGACUCUUUUGCUGAGAAAAUGGCGACACAGAUUAUAAAAAAUCUCCAAGUAGAGGUGAAAAAUAUCCACGUCCGUUAUGAGGACUCCUACACCAACCCAAAACGUCCGUUUUCGCUAGGAGUCACACUUCAGGAACUUCUAUUCCGGACGACAGAUGAGAACUGGACACCAUGUAUCCUGAGAGAAGCAGUUACUCAAAUCUAUAAGCUCGUCAGACUGGAUUCACUGGCUGUAUACUGGAACAGUAACUCAGAAUGCCUGGACGGUACAGAUAAAGCCGUCAUACUGGAGAAGCUGAAGUCAGAUAUCGCCAGUAAAGACAAGAAAACACAGAGUCAGUACUUGAUAAGGCCUAUAUCUUUGGUGUCACAUCUACGUCUGAACACGAAGCCGGAACAAACAAAGUUUACGAUUCCUAAGAUCUACCUCACACUGGUAUUUGAUGACAUCGCAGUCAUGCUCUCCAAAAUGCAGUAUACUGAUAUACUGGAAAUGUUGGAGGCUCUAGAGAGGAUGACACUAAGAGGAGUAUACAGGAAGUACAGGCCGGAGGUUCAAGUACAUCAGCACUCCAAACAGUGGUGGCAUUUUGCAAUGACUAGUGUGUUGGAAGAGACAGUGCGACGCCGUCACCGCAUGUGGUCGUGGAAUCACAUCAGUCGACAUCGUAAAAACAUGCGUGAUUACAGGGAAGCCUAUAUAAAGAAACUAGACAGUAAGAAAGUAGCCAGCGAUGUACAGAAGAAGAUUGAGGAAUGUGAACGAGUAUUGGAUGUUUUCAGUCUCACAUUGAUGAGACAGCAAGCUGAAGUGGAGGCGGCGAAGCUUGGUGCUAAGAGAGAGAAAGAGAAGGAAGAGAAAGGCUGGUUUGGCGGAUUAUUUGGAGGAAAGAAGAAAAAAGAAAGUGUGUCCAGUAAAGACGCAGGCGACAUUCAGGAGAAAUUCCAGGAACUUUACACUCCUGAAGAAAAGGCCAAACUAUACAGUGCUAUUGGUUACCAGGAGAAUGAGUCUGAUCCAACGUUACCAAAAGAGUUUGUAGCAGUGAAGUUUGUGACCAAAUUAACAAACCUGUCAUUUACCCUGAAGGAUGACAGUAGAAGAGAUCCACAAAUUUUACGGCUACAAUUGAAAGACGUUUUUUCAUCAUUCGGACAAAGACCUGCAGCUUCAGCUAUACAACUGGAGGCUAAGAUUGACCGGUUCACUGUUAAUGGUGUCCAGCAGAACGGUCAGACUCCACGGAUGGUUGUAUCACAGACGGAGGAGGCUGACCAAGUGUACUCCCUCCUGGAUGUCCAGGUUGAAACUAAUCCACUAGAUGGCGCUUGUGACACAAGAGUUCGGGUCAAUGCUCGACCGUUACAAAUGGUUUAUGAUGCUGUGACUGUGAACCAGUUGGCUGAAUUUUUCAAACCUCCUGAGGAAAUUCGUCUUCAACAGAUAAACCUACAGUUAUCACAGGCUGCUGUUGCUAAAUUUGAAGACUUCAAAGAGCAGUCAGCGACAGGACUUCAGCAUGCCAUAGACAUGCGCAAAUAUACAGACAUAAGGAUUGAUGUCAAGUCAUCUUACGUCAUUGUACCAGAGGGAGGCUUCUACAAAAAGAAUUGUAGGCAGUUGAUCCUUGACCUUGGUAAUCUGAAGGUCAACAGUGAAAAGAACCAAACAUCUUCUGGGGUUAAGGGUCAGCAUGAGUCAAAGUUCAGGGCGGCAGCCUUGAAAGCAGGACAGAGUCAGCCGAGAAGAAAACUGGUGGACACCGUGGAAGAGAUUAUAAAGAGAGCAUAUGAUAAAUUCAACAUCGAAAUUGACAGAACACAGAUCCUGUUUGUUAAUGCAGGAGAUGACUGGCAGGCUGUGAGGACAUUUGCAGCGUCCCCACUACAUGUGCUAGAGCCUAUAUCUCUAACAGUGUGUCUACAGAAGUGUAUGUUUGACAAAGACUCCCGUAUGGCCAAGAUGAAAGUUUCUGGCGAGUUGAAGCUUCUGAGUCUGACAAUAUCAGAUGCCCGGUUACAGGAGAUUCUACAACUCGUAGACAGUAUACCACUCCCUGAGUCAGCUCCCACACACGAGGAGGAAGAUGUCUUCAAGAGUGCUACAGACAUCCCUGUGACAGACCUGAAUUCUAACCAGUUAAGUCUGGCUGAUGUAGCAGUUGUGGCUGUAGGGGACAAGGUAAGUGAGGGACAGGAGGUAGAGCGGUCGAUCUCGCAGGAUCUUACCAACUACACAGACUUAGAAUUUAAGUUUGAAGUGAAGAAGGUGUGUGUGAACUUAUUACAACAUACAAAUAUGGAAGAUGUACUUGUACUGAAGCUUGUUGUGGAGUCAGUUGGUACGCAACUGGCAAUACGUACACAUGACAUGAAUGUGGAGGCUUACAUUGGUGGCAUCUACCUGCAGUAUUUAAAGGAGAAAGCCUCCGAAACAUUGGUUCAAAAGUUAGAAGCUGCAAAAGCCUUGCACACACUCAAAGUGACCAGUGGAGGGCCUUUGAUCAACCUCAUUAACACACCCUCUGUAGAUGACCACAAGUACCGUCUACUGACCAUUCACUAUGUCAAGGCUAAUGCUGAUGGUCCAGAAUUUGCAACUACACACCAGAAAACUGAACAGUCUGUGACCGUGACCUUCACAGCCCUGGAGGUGAUGCUUCACCAGGAGGCGUUACUCUCUCUCAUUGUCUUUGCCGAGGGCCUGCAGCCGCCACCAAAACCUCAUGUGGAGGUUAAAACAAGCACCACCAGUGAGAAAAAGGAAGAAUCAACAGAGAAAAAGGACCAUCAGAAAUCAGGUUUAAAAAAGAAGAAAAAAGAGAAGGAUCCAGACCAGGUAGACAUACGAGUCAAUGCUCAGCUAGACCAGAUCGGCGUGACCAUCUGUACUAAGCACAACCUCAUCACAGACAUGCGCGUCCGAGGUAUCGAUGCCAAGGUCACUAUUCAGGAUGAGAAAACUGUUGUGGCAGCCAUGUUGAAAGCGAUUACGAUUUUCGACCCUGAUCCUGAUACAUUGUACCAAAAGAUCAUGGAGAUCCAGGGUGAGGCUGUACUAUCCCUCGACGUUACUAUAUAUAACCAUGCUACAGAGGGGGACAAAUACGCUGACAUGUCAUGCAUGGACACAAGUGUUAACGUCAAGCUUGGCUGUAUCCGCCUUGUGUUUGUCAACAAAUUUGUCAAUGAUUUACUGAUUUUUGUGAACAACUUCCAGGCCGCAAAGGAUCAGGCUGUGUUUCAGGCAGCCAGAGAGAGAAUGGUCCAAGCUGGUCAGUCUGUGGCCGAAUUCUCCAAGGAUGCUGUCAGUAAACUCCAAGAAAAGGCCCCACGAGUUGGUCUCAACAUCAGCAUGCAUGCUCCCCUCAUUGUAAUUCCUAAAAGUUCAUUGUCACGAGAAGUCCUGUUGGCAGAUUUUGGUGAACUUGGUAUUCAGAACAGUUUCCAUCUAGCAGGGAAACUCUCUAGCAGUGGUUUUCCAGCCGUGUUAGAUAGAAUGGUCAUCCAGUUAAAACAACUAAAACUUACAAGAGCAGUGUUCACGAUAACUGGAGCAAGUCGUGGAGAGUGUUUGAUUCUAGAACCUGUCACAAUUACGCUGAAUGUCACCAGGAACCUAUCUAUAUCUUGGUAUACAGAUCAGCCAGAGGUCGACGUCACUGGAUCAAUGGAAGCCAUUGUCGCAAGCAUGAGUCAGGGAGAUUUCAAAAUGGCCAUGUCACUUCUGGAUGAGAAUUUAAAUGAAGGUCAAAGUGACAAAGAGAUCACAGGUCAAGCUCAGACAGGGACUGAACUGUCAAGUGACACUUCUGUAACAGUUUCUCAGGAGACACCUUCAGGAACAUCAUCUGAAGGCAAGGUGGCACCAAAGGUCAGCGAGCCAAUAGAGGUCAAGGUUAACUACACCAAGGUCAAAUUCAACUUCCAAAUGAAGAGUUUGGAAGCAGCUUUAUACACUGGGGAGAGUGUACUGGAUUCCGGUGUCAGUACUAGAGAUCCGGCCAAAUGUCUGGGCAAGGUCGAACUCAAGGUCAUUGCUGUGGAUGGCAAGGUCAUGCUGGAUGGUGCCAUAGUUACCAAGGUCAUUCUCAAGGACACCAUUGUAGAUGAUGCCCGACCAGAGAAACAGAAGGGAGUGACAAGAAUGAUAGAGAGAAACGCUGUUGACUUGUCAGAAAAAAAUAUUGGGACAGGAGGCGUCCAGGGUGCCAACAUGAUUGACGUCAGUUUUACACAAGAGAGCAGUCAGGAUAAGGACAUUGUGGUGAAGGUCAGCAGCCUGUAUAUUUGUGUGUGUGUUGACUUCCUGAUGGCUUUAGCAACAUUCUUCCAAAUGCCUGAACAAAAGAACAAACCAGCAGUAACAGCCAAGGAGGAUAAACUUAAAGCAACACCCUCCAAACAAGUCCAGCAGGCCCCAGUAGCAGAGAUGAGGAUCACGGUUACUAUGGAGAAACCUGAGAUCAUUCUUAUUGAGGACCAAUCAAAACCAAGCAGUACUGCACUCAAGAUGGACACUCAUCUAUCCUUUAAGAUGAGGAUGUCGCCAGAAAGACAGGAAAUGUCAGCAUCCAUCCGUGACCUUCAGAUUAUUUCGUGUGUAUUUAACCAGCGUCAGAAUGUUGGGGCUCAGAUUCUAAAUCCCUGUGAGAUUUCCUUCUACAGUCAGGCACCGUUUGGUAAAGGUGCACACAUGGACUUGUCUACGACUGAUUUGAUCCUGAACAUUUCCCCGGCAACCAUACGCACCAUCUCAGCUGUGGUGACCACUCUGACGGCAAAGUCUGGUGAGGCAGAACAAGCUGACACCUAUCAGGUACCAACUGACCUCUGGGAAAUUAAAAGAUUGAAGGGAAAGGACUUCUGGUAUCUGACCACUAAAGAACCGGACUCACCACUCCGAGAACUCAGUGACCUAGAGGAGGAGGAUAAGAGGGAGGAACAGGAUGAAGCUGCAGGAGAUGAAUCCAGCUCAGAAUCGCUGAUUGUUAAGGUUCCUACAAUUGUAGUGAAGAUAGAAGGGGGAGUAGGUAAUAGGACAGUUCCUCUCCUCAUCCUCGAGUCCUCCUUCCAGGGCGAAGUCAAAGACUGGAGUGGCAAGUUAGGUGUGGAGAGCACUCUGAAACUAGAGGUUGCCUAUUACAAUGAAAAACUGACAGUAUGGGAACCUCUAGUGGAGCCGAUUAUGGAAGAUGGAAAACUGAGGAGAUGGGAACUCGGAUUGGAGGUGACCAUGAACGAGUAUUUACCCAUUCCAGCUGAGGAUGAAGUUGAUGGGGAGUCAGAAAACAUUAACUUGCCUCCUCCAAAAAUGUCCAUCAACAUCAGAUCAAAUGAUGCCCUACAGUUGGUCAUGUCUAAAACCUGUCUGGAAGUGUUAAACAACCUGGGCAAGUCAUUUGGAGAGGCGUACCAGUUGGUGGAGCCGACAGAGAAAGCAGGUGUUGUUAUGUCACCAUAUGUAAUCAAAAACAACACAGGAAUUCCAAUGGUGAUGAAGCUGGACAAUUCCUUUGAGAUGCCAGAGGAUGCCUCCAACAUGAAGGUCAAACUGUCUCCGACUCGUCAGCUGAAUUUGUUUACAAGGAAGAAGAGUGUGUUGAGUAGGAAGGCUUCAGUGAUUAAAGCUACACAAGAGGGUGACGAGAAAAAACUCAUCUUCCAGAUGGAGCAGUACAAUGCAACAAGGGAGGUAACUAUUAAACGGGCAGAGAAACGUCUGUACCAAAUCAACAACAGGACAAGUGCUAAUGAGGUGUGGGCUGUCGUUGUAUGUACAGACUCCCAUAUAGGACAGAGGAUUGUCUCCCUUAGAUCUAUUGUACAGGUUAAAAACCAUCUGCCCCAGACUGUGGAGGUGUUCUUCCGGGAAGGCUCUAGGAUUUCCUCUUGUGGUUUUGUAUCAGCAGAAGAGGUCAUAGACAUUCCUUUACACAGGAUAUACACAGAUACUGGAGAGUUCUUCUUUAAACCUGUCACAGAAACAGACGAGUACAAAGUAUCGAAGGAAUCGGUUGGUUGGCGGUCUGCGGCCAAUCUUGGUACAAAACAGCUGAGCUGUGAGGGACGGCAGGGACACAGUCCCUUCUAUAUGAAUGUGUGGGCGGAGUGUGAACAGAUUUACUUUGAGGAAGGGGACUCAAUGACAGCCAAGUCCUACACCCUACAUCUCUCACCUACUGUGAUACUACACAACCUCCUGCCUUUCCCCAUCAAGUUCUUGUUAGAGGGCACUGAAGGUUACCAAACCCUUGACAGGGGAGAGAACUCACCACUGACUAAUGCUGGAGUGGGCAGGUCCAACCUGGAGAUAAUUAUUCCAAACUAUAUGGAUAGGGAAUGGACAGGACGUAACCUAUUGAGGGUUGACAUACCAGAUCUUUCUCUGUGGUCAUUCACCGGCUUUAUAGGGGCUCAAAAAGUAGAUAUGGACAUGGGUUUCCAUUGUAAGAAGGCGUCUGGCAGUAUGGAUCUCUCUCUGUAUAGCCCCUACUGGAUGAUCAACAAGACAGGCCAGCGAGUUCUCUACAAGGCGAGCGACUCUGAAGAUGUGAUAGAACAUCACCAUGACAACCAGGAUGCAGUUCUAUUCUCAUUCAAACAGAAGUCAUUUUUCACAGCAAAGAAAAAGAAAAAUAAACAUACCGUAAAAUCGGCCCUGGCCGAGCCAGCCUUUGUUGUUAAUACAACACUCAAUCCAGAGGAACUUCAGGAUUAUAGGAAGGGGAUGGAGUGGCAGGAAGGAAAGGAUCAUGGGAAAGACAAAAAAGUGAAGGAAUGGAGACAAAGUGGGAAAGCCUGUUUAAAGAUAGGAGAUACAGAAUGGUCAGACAAAUUCUCUCUGGACGUUGUGGGAAGUUCUGGAACAGUCCAAUGUAAGACCAAAACAAGAACAUAUGAGGUGGGUGUGAACAUUGUGCUGUCACAGAGUGGACUGACAAAGAUCUGUACAUUCACGCCAUACUACAUGUUGCUCAACACUGCCGAUCAUUCCUUACUGAUUGCUGAGGUCACAUCCACAGAGACGUGGUAUGAAGUGAAGGCCAAAGAGUGUCAGCCAUUUUGGCCACAACACACGGGAAAAGAAAUGAAGAUGAAAGCAAAAGUGAUGGGUUCAGAAUCUGCAACUUCAGAAUUCCUCUUCAAUAAAGCUCACAACACACUUGCCAGGCUUGAUGACAAGUACGGCGGUGUUAAUGUAGACUGUCAAGUGACCGAGUCUGCCAUGUUAACCACCUUCAGCUCAUAUAAGGACGGCAUGGCAACUGUACAAAUAGUCAAUCACACAGAGGCAGCGUCUGUCACAUUCCAUCAAAGUGGUUCUAAGAAUACCAAUCUCCUGGGUCCAGGUCAUUUCAUGAUGUACACCUGGGAGAAUUCUACUGACAAGCGAGAAAUUGUCUGGAACUGUGGGGAUAAAAAAGAUGUGAAAAACACACUUGUUGAGGAUGGUUAUGGCUGGUUUGCCCUGUCUGCUGACAACAAUGUCUAUUGGGUGUCCUUCCUGGAUGGUAUGCAGAGAGUCCUACUGUUUACCGAGGAUCUACAGCUAGCCACGCUAGCUCAACAGGCUGGAGAGCUGGAGCAGAUUGAACAGGAAAUCAAUGUCUGUAUCCAAGGCCUGGGUCUCUCCCUUAUCAACGACCUCAGUCAGACAGAAGUUGCCUUCCUUGGGAUCACAAGCUCUGGGAUUAUAUGGGAGGAAAAGAAGAAACGAUACAAAGCUCUCAGCAUGAAGAAUGGCAUUGUACUGGAGGAGGCUUAUCAGAAAUACCUCACAGAGAUAGAUCUCGGGCAUAACCCACCCGCCCACCUCAACCUGGAAAACAAAAUGGAGGUGGAUUUCAAUGAGAUGAGGAUGAUCCGUCCGAACAGUCGUGGAAUAAGACGAAGUUUCCAAGAGGGAAUCUGGCUCCAAUACAAAACCUCUCCUCAUCAGAUCCAGCUCCACGCCAAAAUCAACAGACUUCAGCUGGACAACCAGAUGACCGGUGCAGUGUUCCCAACCGUCCUCUCACCCGUCCCUCUGCCAAAGUCAGUAGCUGCAGAUAGUGUGCCGAAGCCGUUCACAGAAGUCAGUAUUAUGUUGAGGAAACAUGAGCACGACAAUAUGCUCCAAUUUAAGUACUUUAAGGUCCUGGUCCAAGAGAUGCAGCUGAAAGUUGACCAGGGAUUUCUCAACAAUAUCAUUGAUCUCUUCUCCUCCAGCCAAGACAUCUCACGAGAACAGGAGACUGCUCAGUUCCUUAUUGACUGUGACAAGGUCAAGGUGAAGUUGAUGGAUGAAGUUGGACUUUCAUUAGCUGACGAACAGAAGAACUUCUAUGAUUACCUCCACUUCUCGCCGAUUAAGAUCCAUCUGAGUUUUUCACUACAAGGAGGAGGUGGUGACGGGAAACCAACACAAAUCCACGCGAACGUCAUCAACAUUUUCCUACAGAGUGUUGGCGUGGUCCUGACUGAUGUACAGGACGUAGUCUUCAAACUUGGAUUCUUCCAGAAAGAACACUGUUUUUAUAACCAGUCACAGCUGGUGGGACAGAUGAGCAUGCACUAUGCAGGCCAGGCUAUUAAACAGAUGUAUGUAUUAGUACUGGGACUGGAUGUCUUAGGAAAUCCAUUCGGACUUCUACGUGGAAUGGCGGAGGGUAUUGAAGAUCUCUUCUACGAACCUUAUCAGGGAGCUAUACAGGGACCUGAAGAGUUUGCUGAAGGCCUGGCCCUUGGAGUGAGAAGUUUAUUUGGACAUGCUGUUGGUGGUGCUGCUGGUGCAGUGUCAAGGAUAACAGGGACACUGGGAAAAGGUUUUGCAGCCUUGACCUUGGAUGAUGACUAUCAGAAGAAGAGACGAGAAGCCAUGAACAAACGUCCAGCCAAUGUUAGGGAAGGGUUAGCUCGAGGAGGCAAGGGGCUCGUCAUGGGCGUGUUUGAUGGUGUAACUGGCAUUGUGAGGAAGCCAAUAGAAGGGGCCAAGAAUGAAGGAGUCGGAGGCUUCUUUAAAGGUGUUGGAAAGGGUUUGGUUGGUGUGGUUACCAGGCCAACCAGUGGAGUGAUUGACUUUGCCAGCAGUUCACUGGAGGGAAUCAAAAGGAUUACAGACUUUUCAGAUGAAAUUCGUAGGAUAAGGCCCCCGAGACGUUUCCAUAGUGACAGAGUUAUUCGUCCUUAUAACAAACAGGAAGCAGAAGGCUAUGCCAUUCUUAGUGAAACUGAGAAGGGUAAAUUUGCCGCCACAGACCAUUAUGUCGCCCAUCUUGUCCUUAGCCGUGACAGUAAACAUGUCCUCCUCGUCACUGACAAGCGGGUGAUCUUUGCGAACCGUGGAGAAAUUUUCGGUCACUGGGACGCUGACUGGACCUACACCUGGGUGGAAAUGAAGGAACCACCAAAAAGGUCACAAAAGGGCAUCGAAAUCUACCUCAAGGAAAAAGAAAAGAAGAAAUUUCUCUUCAGUAGUAGUACAGCCAAGAAGGAGGUGUCUAUUGGAGAUCAGCGACUGGCCGAGUGGAUUGCCAGUAAAAUCAAGGACACCAUGAUGAGAGGAAAGUAAUUACAGAAAUUUUCAUAUCUGCAACUCUGCUGCCACCUAGUGAGCAAAUACGCAUCACCACAUUGUUAGCAAAAAAGUGCUGCCACCUAGUGAGCAAAUUUACAUUGCCACCUUGUUAGCAAAUAAGUUCUGCCACCUAGUGAGCAAAAAUAUAUUGCCAUCUUUUUGACAAAAAUGUAUUGCCAUCUUUUUGGCAAAUAAGUGCUGCCACCUAGUGAGCAAUUGAGUGCUGCCACCUAGUGAUGUUACUGACUUUGUCUUGUAUGCUGCUGAUGCACUAAAAUGGAACUUUAUUCAGCAGGAUGAAGAUCAAAUGGUUAUCAUCUCACUUAGUGAGUUUAAAAAAUGACUGUGGACGAUGUCAAGCUGCGCCUUAAAAGUGUCUUAAAUGGCUGGGUGAUUUUUUUUGUUUGCAUAUAUAUAUGAAUAUAAUUAUAGAUUAGAAAAGUGAUAUUUUAUUGCCAUAUGCUUAAGUUAAUUGAUGUAAAAUAAAGCAGGAAAUAUUCUGCUCUGUAAAUACUCGUGCACUUCAAUUUUGACAGAGAAAGCCUGACAGAAAACUGAUACUGUGUAAAACAACUAUAUAUACCAGGUGUACACACUUCAGUAAUACUUGUUAGUGUCUUAUAGUUUGUGAUCCAAGAAAGAGAUUGGGAACGAAAUAUAUCGUUUGUUUUAUUACGAUUUUGUCGCCUGGUAAACUGGUGAUUGUUUUAUUUGAAUUCUUUUGAUUUUUGUCAAAUAGUAUAAAAUAUCAAAGGGGAAUAACUCAUGCAAUAACACCAGUUUCUCGUUGAAAGUAUACAAGUUAAUUUUGUGAUGGAAAUUUCAAUGUAUCAAUCCUUUAUUUUAGAUAUAAUAUAGUAAGUCCAAACACUUACAUAUUAAAUGUACAAACCCACGCUCAAAUCUGUUGUGCCAUUUGUUGUAACCAGAAUUGUAGAUACAUUUAUCUUUGAAUUAUGUCCCGGUCGUAAUAUUAAUACAUAUAUACAGUUACAAUAUUACUUCUAGAUACAAUGUUUACCUUUUGGAAUAAAUGGCAUCCAAGCCUUUAUAUAUAUUGAUUAUUUGUUUACCUUCAAGCCUAUAUGCAAAUUUUUUAUUAUU